Messenger RNA from Amoebophrya sp. A25, 2347 nucleotides. Lineage: Eukaryota; Dinophyceae; Syndiniales; Amoebophryaceae. The record is from the annotation of a GenBank genome assembly.
GCACAUCGAAAGCAGUACAUGUACAUCAUCACCAUAGUGUUUCUCACACAGCACAUAAAAAUGCGUCUCAUCAAGCAGAGCACCAUCAUCUUCAGGCUGUCCCAUCCAAGCACCACGUCCUUCAUCACCACAAAGCUGGGCCUCACCAUACAAAGACGCACCACGUGAAUGUGAAACAUGGAGGUCCUCGUCUUCCGCAGAGUGGUCACUCUCACGUUCACUCAGAACGUCGCGGACAUCCGUCUCAUUCUGCAUCGAAAGGCUCUAGUACUAGUACAGCGAAAAAUUUGGAGGCCUCUGCCCAUGACGUCACCAAGCUAGAUGAAGCAUCACGACAAGCAGAGACGAAAGGAGCAAUUGCGUCUAGUGGCGUAGGUGCUUCAACUUCUACUGACGCUGCAGUUGUUACAAGAACAAGACAAGACCCUUCUUCCACUUCUACAGUCGGCGUUGCGGGGACAGCAAACGUGUCGGCUCCGGCAGUUGCAGUUCCAUCUGUGUAUACUACAAAGCUUUUCACUGCGACGCGCUCAAUCAGGGUUCGUAGUAACCGAUUCGCUACAGGCGUAAGCAUUGGACACAUUCACCCGGGCGCCACAGUCCGAAUCUUCGAAAUACGUGGCAGAAGAGGAAAUAUAGCUGGUGGAAAUUUGAUUGGGUGGGGAAAUUUGUCUUAUGGCUGAUCUACUCAUAUGCUUCGUGCGUAUUCGUGCGUAAACAUAAAUUUUCUAUCUUUCCUACUCGAUGAGGAAAGAAACUCAAACUUCAUCGUUGUUUUUGUUUCCUUGUUCGACGUGAUACUGUUCAUUCGUACGUUUUUUGAAAUCGAAGAAACAAUGGCACAGCUCUAAGGAUCAGAUCACGAUCGUCAAGAAUUUUACAUUUCGCCAGUGCCUGCAGAGUUAUUGGUUGCAGAUGAGGACGAGGCGAAGAUACCCUCAACUGAUGAGGGUACAACAACUGGCAACGACGUGAAAGUAAACUCAAAGGAGACGGCACAAGAGUCGGAAAUGCAUACUGGGGUGGGGAAGCAGACCACGACCGGAACUGUCGAGGAGGCUAAUGCAGCUUCUGCUGCAUCACUAGUCAAAAAAAGAACGAAACCGCUAUUGCCUGGCCAGCACAGACCUGUAGAUCCGGCCGAUCGAAUGGAGGCGGGUGGCGAAGUUGGGUACUUGUUCUUGUAAUAGCUCCUCUACAAGUCCUAAUCCAACGUGUACUCCCACUUCAAGCACAGGGUUAAAACUGAAGCUAGCAUUUAUUUUUUUUCUAUAAGUACUGAUGUGUCCUGUCUACAACCAGCUUUCGCAACGUCGAGGAAGAGCGCGCAGAGUUCGCGUUGCAGGCAGAGAGGGAACAAGCCGAAAUCGAAAAAGGCAAGGAGGCGAUAGCGAUGCGUGCGUUACUCCAACGCACCUUCCGCAAAGGUGCUGCGACUGAGCGCGUGGUUCGUGUAGUGGCGGAGUCCAUUUACGCAUCCUAUAGGAGACUCUUUUUGCAUGCUUGGUUGGUGCUAAAGAGGGGAGUGAAAGUGAACUGCGGAAGACAGGGGAUGAAGCCCUUGAGGACGAAAACCGACCAGCACGAGAUGUCAAAAUCAAAGCAAUCUUCAGAUGCGCACAUGAUGGACCUACUGGAGGAUGAACAAGUAGAGCAACAGGGCUGUACGAGUAGCAACGUUGAUGAACAUCAACACCAGAUGAGUCACGAUGUUGGCCAGAGGAAAGAAGAUGGGCGUGAACAAGAUUCCGAUUCACCAAGCAGACGAUGUCUACCUAUUUCUGACAGCAACACCGACUACAAGGCACCUGUCACAACGACAGGAAAAUUAUGGGAAUCCUGUGAGGAUAGUGCUUUAUUGCGGCAACGCGUGCUUUCGCCUUUCAUUUCGCCAGCACUGAGUCCUUCAUCGCCUGCGGCUAGAACAGCAGCCGAACUCGCCGAAUCUUGGAUGCUUCGCAACAGUCCGAGGCGUGAGGACAUUGAGAAAAAGCGGCUUUUUGACAAUGAUAUUCUGGGAAAGCUAGAUGACGUAGAAUCUCUACUACUUAUGGGAGAAGGUAUCGAAGGCUGGGACGAAUACGACGAUGAGGAGGUGGAAGAGCGAGGUGGACGGGGUGAAAGAAUAGGAAAGGAGAUGCUACGUUCAGGUGGUGAUGGUGCAAAGAAGCAGCUUGUCCAAUAUACUGAGCAACAUCAACAUGUUUAUGACAGGACUUCUAAGAAAACUGUGGAGACGGAUUCUUCCAAAGACAAACCUCCAAAAACUGUCUUGGCGAGCACGUCUGACCGUUUUGAAGAGAUGCUUGAAACUCUACGUUCACGUCGAGAAAAAAUUCUACAAGAG